AUGCCACAGCUCUUGGUGGAGGCUUGGAGCUCUGAAGGCUUUUUGGGAGAGCAGUGGAUCUCACCCGAAUCGGUGUCUCCGCUGCAAAUGUCUCCCAUGGCCUUGUUCUCAAGGCCGGACGAGGGCAAGCCGGACGUUUCGACUCUGGACACCUUGCCGAACCUUGAGCUCUAUUUUCAUGCGGAUGCAGGCCCAGAAGGCUUCUUGAUCUUCGGCAUGCAGCUCUUUUGCAUGGAGCCGACCGCCUUAUCCCAGACUCCCGACGACGUCAAGCUUUCAGUAUGGCGUUGGGGUUGUGCGGGUGAAGGCGCGCCGAGCGCGCGCUCGGCUUCGGAGGUGCCAGGAACGGAGGCAGAGCAGGCAGAGCAGGCAAAGCAGGCAGAAUGCUGGUUAGAAGCCAUCAAUGUGGGAGAUGCCCUGAAGCAUCCCCAAGGUGAUCUCUGGCUUCAGGUCCCAGAGUCUGAGGCUGGCAUCCCGGAGAUGGUUCUUGGCAGGAAUCACACCUACCUGAAGCACCUGCUUUCGAAGGACACCUUGAUCUGCGUCUCGCGCGAGCACUUGAGGCUAAGAUUCGAUCCGCUUUCUGCGUGCCUCAGCCUUGACAACCUCAGCAGCAAUCCAGUUCUCGUGGGUGGGACAAUGAUCCCUCCAGGAAGGAGAGGUACCAACCUCAGAAAUGGUGAUGUCGUCAGGUUGGUCGCCCCCUCUUCGCUUCUGCCAGGCCACCAGGGGCCUAAACAGCCACCAUCUGUCUCUGAAAUGCCACUGUCGGAGGAUGUGGAUAACGUGGGUAUGAAUGUUCCAGAGAUGGAUGGGUUUGAGGAAGACGUGACAGGCUUGCGCUCGGAGCUUGCGUACCUCCUCUCUCUGCGGGUUCAUCUCCAUGCAGAAGAGCUCCGUUGUCACGCUGAUGAUUGCCGGGGCGGGGGUGGGGACCCACUCUACAACGUCUCGGACGUUUCGGCACCUCCGACACAGUCACGAAGAGUCCUUUGCUGGACCUGCUGUCAAGAGCUGCGCAAGAACGCGUCGCUCAGGUUUGCGGUCAUCCCUGGAAGAGUGCUGCAUGCUUCCUGGGACCUGUUGUGCCAGACCGAUGCUCUCGCAACGCAGAGACAAGAUAAUCUACCCAUGGCACAAGCAACUCCCGGUUGUGGAGUGUCUUGGGGUGUGGACUUUGAAUCUGCGGAGCUGCGGCUACCAAUCCUUACAUCCUUCUCAAGGAGGGCGCUGGAGGCACAGACACCAGAUGGCUGCAGAGUGGAUGGCCCCAACAUCGAAUCCCUGCAAGCAGAGCUGAUCGCAGCAGAAGACGAGGCAGAGAAGAGCCUUGGUGAGGUCGUAGACUUGGCGGCGCAGGCAGGCAUAAACCCUGGUGAGACUUGCUUCGUUCAUGCCCCGCUGACAGAGCCAGUGUCUGAUCCACGGGAUAUUUGGGCUUUGCAAGCUCAUGCGGCCACGCUGAAGGCGGAAAUCGGGCGUUUGCAACGCUUGCAUGCAGAAUCUCAGAUGGAAGUGACACCAAAGGAUGCGAAACCAGCACCUUGCAAUGCACUCACGCUUGACACCGACCACUCCGACCAUUCCGACCAUUCCCACCAUUCCGACCAUUCCGACCAUGCCGCUGACGUCGACUCGAGCGAGGACUGUGCAGAAGUUAUCAGCGGCACGAAGAACGACCAGUCUGCCGACGACAAGGUGGAUGAGGAUGCAGCACCCGCUCCGAAGCCGUCCAGGCGGAUCCUUCACGAUGCCGAACCUCUUCGAGCAUCAGGCCUGGACCCUGAAGCUGCGGCGAACCACCAACGCCUGAUGCAGCUUCUACGUGGCGGCUCGGGUAUGCUGUACAAGCACGAGCUCCUGCAGAUCAGUUCUGAGCUGCAGAGACCGGACUUUGGCGACAAGACCUUGACUGCCGGUCUCACUGCCAUCGUGAAGCUGCAGCUUGUGCCUGCACCUGGAUUGGAGUUAUCGAGGCUCCACCUUGAGCUUCAUGCCGAUGCCGCUGCGCUCCAUUGCGAGUGCGAUGGCCAGCCUGUUCACGACGACGUGCUGCCCGCAUCCUUUGAUCGGGGUGGCUCGUCGUUCAUUCUGGAGUUUGAGCUCAUGGAGGUCCUGUGUCAACCACCCUCGCUGAACUUGCAGGCAGAACUGACCGCGGCUACCGUGGCUACAGAUGAGAUGGCAUCGGACAGUGUCCAGUCAUGUCAUUUGCAUGUUCGGCUGCCAGUGCUCAUUACAACAUUUCUGGAGCCAUGGCACUGCAGUUUUGAUGAGGAGUGGGUCGCGCCCGACCUGCAGGCAGCUUCCGAGCAAAAGGUGCCCAGUUCCGUGGUGAUGGCGGAUGCAGAGGUCGUUGAGUCACUCUCGUUUGGCGGUGCUUUGCACUGCUCCUCACGAGCGGAGACAAGGGCACGUUUUGCGGCGCGGCUGCGGGAACACGGAUGCACGCAUGAGAUGCAGGUAGUUCUUGUGCAGUUGUCGAGCUUGGAUGAUGGCAAGCUAGCCCUGGCCGCAAAGAGCCAGGACCUGCGGCUCGCCGAAGCAGUGCUGGCUGCGGUCAUGUGUCUGUCCUCGCGCCUGCUUUGGACAAGCUUGACAGCUGACUGGCAGACUUAUGCGGACUUCUUGCACGACUUGUGCUUUUGGAACAAGGAAAUUGACUCCCAGUUCUCGGGCAACGGUCAGUUCUCCAAGUCCUCGGUCAGCAGCGGCCGGAUCUCGGGCCGCAUGCCCGCAAAGCAGAAGACGAACAGGUGGUGUUCAGGUGCCUCUUGGAUCCAACAUGAAGAUGGUGAGAUGCUCGGGUUGCUAACGGGUUCCUCGGGCCGAGUCAGUGAUGAUGUUGACAAGCUGGAUGAUGCAGAUGACAGGGACGGAGACUCGUCUUGGAGAGGACGCAUCCGUGAGCUGCCCUGA
This is a messenger RNA of Symbiodinium natans, 2919 nucleotides long. Lineage: Eukaryota; Dinophyceae; Suessiales; Symbiodiniaceae. The record is from the annotation of a GenBank genome assembly.